AUGGGUAAUGUGUGGAGUGGUAAUUUGGAGGUUGGAGGGAGUGGGCAAUAUGUGUGGAGUGGUAAUUUGGAGGUUGGAGGGAGUGGGCAAUAUGUGUGGAGUGGUAAUUUGGAGCUUGGAGGGAGUGGGCAAUAUGUGUGGAGUGGUAAUUUGGAGGUUGGAGGGAGUGGGCAAUAUGUGUGGAGUGGUAAUUUGGAGGUUGGAGGGAGUGGGCAAUAUGUGUGGAGUGGUAAUUUGGAGGUUGGAGGGAGUGGGCAAUAUGUGUGGAGUGGUAAUUUGGAGGUUGGAGUUAGUGGGCAAUAUGUGUGGAGUGGUAAUUUGGAGGUUGGAGGGAGUGGGUAA
This is a messenger RNA of Argiope bruennichi, 342 nucleotides long. RefSeq lists its product as uncharacterized. The record is from RefSeq and is a predicted model, not a curated record. The coding region runs from base 1 to 342 and encodes 113 amino acids. The transcript has a single exon. Lineage: Eukaryota; Metazoa; Arthropoda; Arachnida; Araneae; Araneidae.